Quercus robur (English oak) is the source of this 1184-nucleotide messenger RNA. RefSeq lists its product as uncharacterized. The transcript has 4 exons. The coding region runs from base 170 to 1066 and encodes 298 amino acids. Lineage: Eukaryota; Viridiplantae; Streptophyta; Magnoliopsida; Fagales; Fagaceae. The record is from RefSeq and is a predicted model, not a curated record.
AACACAGUGUUUCGUUUUUCCUCUUUCUCUCAUAUCUUAGCGUUUGUAGAAAAAAACACACCAAGUUGGCUCACCGUUCACGUCAGCAUAGCCACCCCUAAUCAGCAAGCUAUUUUCCGGUCACCGGAGCUCCGAUCUCCGACCACCGUUAGUUCAGGCUGAGUGCAAGAUGUCUGCUGGACUAGAUGGAGUCCUAGGUCGACCCAAGGCAGAGUGGACACCAUCACGUGAUGCCUAUUUGGUUGAGCUUUUCAUUGAGCAACACAAUCUUGGGAGGACUGCGUACAAUGAAUAUAAAAAUGAAGUAAUUAGGUCUGUUACACGUGACUUCAAUAAGAAGUUUGGCAUGAAUUUGGAAGAGAACCAGAUAAAAAACCGCUACAAUGUGAUGAAGAAAGAUUAUGGUGUUGUUAAAGCCUUGCUUGGUAAUACAGGGUUUGGUUGGGAUGAAACUCGACAAAUGGUUGUGGCUGAUGAUAAAGUUUGGGAUAGCUAUAUUAUGGUACGAAGUGAAGCAAGACCUUUUCGAAGAAAGAGCUUUCCUCUUUAUAAACAAAUGUCAAUCAUUUUUGAAGGAGAAAAAGCUAAUGGCAAGUACCAAUUUCCAAGUGGAGUACCUGUGCCAACAGAAGAAGGAAAUAGCAACACAGAAACUGUGCGAUCUUCAGAGCCCACUAACCUGCCUACUCAAAUAGUCGAUGGCACUCUUGAUUCUGAUUCAAUAGUCCGUAUAAAUAACACACAACCCAAGAAGCGCAAAUCUUUUGCUCCAACAGCAUCAGGUCAUAAGAAGAGAGCAUAUGCCUAUAAAGUUGGGGAGACGAUUGAAAAUGCUCUAUAUGAGAUAUUCUCAGCAACAAAGUUCAAAGCUAUGCAAAGGAAUGAAUGCAAUGAGAAAACAAUGUAUCAAAAGUGCCUGGAGGACUUGCAGAAGUUGGAAGAGUUGGAUGACACUGAGUUUACAAAGGCUGUUAAUGUUCUUAGGGAUGAUAAAAAUGCAAUUGCAUUCAUGACAAUAAAGGGACCUCGAAGAUUAACCUGGUUGAGGUCUCUAUGGCAAGCAUAGUUACAAUUGUAAUUGCAGAUUCUUUAAUCCCUCCUUAAAAAUCUUACACUUCUAGGACACAAAUUUACUAGACUGUUGUAUUUUCUUUUUGUUGAAGAAGUUUUUAUAUUUUCCAUCA